Molecule: messenger RNA, 1826 nt
Organism: Anopheles cruzii
Lineage: Eukaryota; Metazoa; Arthropoda; Insecta; Diptera; Culicidae
Product: UDP-glycosyltransferase UGT5-like
Exons: 3
Coding region: 1-1566 (521 amino acids)
Molecular function (GO): UDP-glycosyltransferase activity
Source: RefSeq, a predicted model, not a curated record
AUGACGACCUGUGGCGCCAGUCUGAUCUGUGUGGCGCUGCUGGUGCUGCUGGGAAGCGCCGUCGGUCCCGUGAUCGGCUAUCGGAUACUGGGCAUCAACACUAGCCCCAGCCGGUCCCACGUGAUCGUGCAGGAUGCGCUGAUGAAGGAACUGGCCCGACGCGGCCAUCACGUAACGAUGGUUAGCCCCUACAAGGAGUCGGAACAGGUGCCCAACUAUCGCAAGAUUACCUUGCCACACGUCAUAGGCACGUGGGGAAAAGAUUUCACUGCCAGCACGUUAAGCAACAGCAACACCCGAUUCGGUAUGAUCAAAUCGAUCCCGAUGCUGUUGCAACUCAGCGCCAGCUCCAUCAACGAGACGGUGCGUUCGGCCGAGGUGCAGGAUGUGCUGCGGGAGCCGGAAGGAUACGAUGUGCUCAUCACGGGCCUCAUGACUGACGCCGUACUCGGGGCGGCCACGGACCUUGGCUGUCCAACGAUUGUGAUCUGCCCGAACGCUCCGAUGGCCAUGGUGAACUCAAUGGUCGGCAAUCCGACACCGAUAUCACUGAUACCCAACAUGCUGCUCGGCCUGCCCAGUCCGAUGUCGUUCAGGCAACGGGUCGUCAACGUUUUCGGGUGGUUCGGGGAAGAAGCGAUGGCCUUAGCGUGGAAGUCCUACCAACGAGCGGCUUAUGACGAUCUGUUCCCGGCCGACCGGUAUCCGACUUACGAUUCCGUUCGCCGCAACGUAUCUCUGGUGCUCCUGAACCACCACGUCUCCAAGGGUUCUCCCCGGCCGUACGUGCCAGCGAUGAUCGAAGUCGGUGGACUGCAGAUCAAGGACAAAGCCUCACCCCUGCCCGAUGACGUGCGGCAGUUCAUCGAUGGAGCCGAACACGGUGUCAUUCUGUUCAGUCUCGGCACCAACCUGCUCAGUUCCUCGAUGCCAGCGGAAAAGCUGGACGCCAUCCUGGGAACUUUCCGGACCCUCCGGCAGCGCGUGAUCUGGAAGUGGGACUCACAGGACAUGCCCCACAAACCGGACAACGUGAUGUUGCGCGAGUGGCUACCACAGGACGACAUACUGGCCCAUCCCAAUGUGCGGCUUUUCAUCAUGCACGGUGGCCUCGGCGGCAUUGCGGAGGCCCUUUUCCACGGUGUUCCCCUCGUGGGCAUUCCCAUGUUCGGUGAUCAACCGGGCAACUUGGAGAAAGUCGCACAGGAGGGCUGGGUACGGGUGGUGCAGUACGGGGAGCUCACAGAGCAGACGCUCAGUGCUGCGGUACGCGAGGUGCUCGACAAUGGCCAGUACCGGCAGAACGUGCGGCGUCUGUCGCAGCUGUACCGGGAUCGGCCGCAGACGGCCAUGGACACGGCCGUCUACUGGACGGAGUACGUGAUCCGGCACCGGGGAGCACCACACCUGCGCUACCCGGGGGUCGACAUGAACUUCUGGCAACGCUCGUCGUUGGAUGUGAUCGCGUUCUUGGCCGUCGCCGUUUAUGCGUUCUGCAAGCUGAUCUCGCUCGUGUGCAGAAUGUGUUGCCGGGGGAGUAGUAAAAGUAAGCUAAAGAAGCACUAGAAUCAUCUACGGAGCAGCCGAAAGUUAGGAAUAAUAUUUAAAUUGCCAAUACCUUUGUGUCGAUCGGAAUAAUGAUGAUGUUUGCUGUUGCGCCAUGUUUGCAGACAUUACUUCUCAAUUAUGACUCAAUUACGUAUUCAGCUUUCGUAGGCUACGCAGGCCGUGUGACUCGUUCUUCAUUGCGCGGUUGAUUCGCGUCUACGUUCUACGCUCACACACAGCACAGCAGGUUAAAAUUACCAUGUGAUUGCCAACCCACU